Loxodonta africana (African savanna elephant) is the source of this 3903-nucleotide messenger RNA. RefSeq names its product phosphatidylinositol-4-phosphate 5-kinase type 1 beta (gene PIP5K1B). NCBI's taxonomy places the organism in Eukaryota, Metazoa, Chordata, Mammalia, Proboscidea, Elephantidae. Gene Ontology annotation, cellular component: plasma membrane. Gene Ontology annotation, biological process: phosphatidylinositol phosphate biosynthetic process. Gene Ontology annotation, molecular function: 1-phosphatidylinositol-4-phosphate 5-kinase activity. The record is from RefSeq and is a predicted model, not a curated record. Bases 1508 to 3130 code for a protein of 540 amino acids. The transcript has 15 exons.
CCUCCUCCCUCGACCCGCGGGUGGCCUCGGGGUCCUGCGACCCUGGUGCCUCCUGGCCCUCUCGCCACCCUCCCACCUUGCUUGUCCGCGUCGUUCUGGAAGUGGGAUGCAGGGGGCGUACGUGGCUACCGAAGCGGGAACUGUGAUCCGUGGGGGCCACGGCUGCGCGCUCCCCGCGGGCACCCACCCGCUCGCCGCCCCAAUCCCCGGGGCCGCAGUGACAUUCUGGGAUUACUCUGGGAUCACUUAAGUCAGAGCCCCUUCACCUUCGCAGGGGGAUCUGCAGAGUUGGUCAGCAGAGAGGGAGGGCUCCCCGCCACCUUCCCUGGGCACUAACAGCGGCGAACUUGUCGGCGGCCCUGGGCUCUCCAGAGGGGCUUGCGAGACGCUGUUCUGGUCGUUUCUGGCGCUGGAGCUGGAUUGAACAGGUGCGGUAUGGUUCCAGCCUAAUGCAGCGACAGACUUGUGCGUCUCCCCUGCCUCUCUCCCCAAGCCGGGUCAAUGUGAUGCUUCAACAUCUGGUGCGAGGGGUGGGCGCGUGGGGGGCAGUCGGGAGGGAGAGUGCCCGGGUUUGGUAUGCCAUGCCAAUACCAGGAAUCGCUCAAACAGAAGACAGCAAAUGCCUGUUCAUCUCUCACCUAUGCAGACAAGCAUGCUGUCAUUCUGAUCCCCCUGCCCUCUGGUCCCCGGUGCCCUUGGCUGGUAGAAAUCUGUUCUAGAGAAGUUAUUUGGAUAGGCUGAUGCAUUCUUGCACCUCAUCUGCUGAAGUCAGGGCUCAGAAUAUGGAAAUGCCAGUUACUCAGGUGCUUUGAAGGCAGAGGGUUGCAGACCCAAAAUACAAAAACUCCCUCACCCUUGGCUUAGUGACAUGCUUCGCCAGCUGGAGGUCAAUGACCCUCGAGGGAAGGACCUCAGAACGUGUUAACCGGGUUCAGGGAGAAGCUAUCCAGUAAUCAGAACUCCUGAGCUUCCGUUUGAGAGGGACCGCUGUCCCUCUGGUGGAGAGCGUCCCCCCAGAGACUUCUCCCUCAUUCUGAGAAGAGCGGAAGUGUUCUGCAGUUGUUGGGGUGGAGGAAAUCCAAAAGGCUGGUUCCUCGCAACUCCAGCGUGAUGAAGUAGAGCCCUGUUCCUGGCAGCUGUCCUCAGAGGGUUUCCCAGCUGACAGGAGACCCUGGAACAAACCUGUCCCAGGGGAAUCCCAGUCAGUGGAAUGUUGGGUACGCAUGGCGUGUGACCCUGAGCUGAGGGAAGCAGUGCGCUCUGUGUACAGUAAUGUGCCUGGAGACUUAGAAGAACUGAGGAGAAAGCUGGCAAGUCAGACUGAUGUGUUAAGACGUCUGACUGGAGAAGGAAAAGCGGCAAGCCCUGAAUGAUACAAUCGCUUAACAUUUUUGUCCAAAUUGCAGAGACUACAGAGGUUAGGAACCUGGGAAGGAAAAGAAUAUCAGCAAUGAAUAGAACACUCAUCACUAGCAACUACAGAUGACUUGCCAUUUUGUUUACAAAGAUGUCAUCUGCUACUGAAAGUGGAGACGCAGCCCCAGGAAAACAAAACGAAGAAAAAACCUAUAAGAAGACUGCAUCAUCUGCUAUUAAAGGUGCUAUCCAGUUGGGAAUAGGAUACACGGUGGGUAAUCUCACUUCCAAGCCAGACCGAGAUGUUCUCAUGCAAGACUUUUAUGUGGUGGAAAGUGUGUUUCUACCCAGCGAAGGGAGCAAUCUGACCCCGGCCCAUCAUUAUCCAGACUUCAGAUUUAAGACAUACGCUCCACUAGCCUUCCGAUACUUCAGAGAACUUUUCGGUAUCAAGCCUGAUGAUUACUUGUACUCCAUCUGCAGUGAGCCUCUAAUUGAGCUGUCUAACCCUGGGGCCAGUGGGUCCUUGUUCUUUGUGACCAGUGAUGACGAGUUUAUCAUCAAGACCGUUCAGCAUAAAGAAGCGGAGUUCCUUCAGAAGCUACUGCCAGGGUAUUACAUGAACUUAAACCAGAACCCAAGGACCCUUUUGCCCAAGUUCUACGGCCUGUACUGCAUGCAGUCGGGCGGUAUCAACAUCAGGAUCGUGGUGAUGAACAACGUCUUGCCACGCGCCAUGAGGAUGCACUACACCUACGACUUGAAAGGCUCCACCUACAAACGAAGGGCCUCCCGGAAGGAGAGAGAGAAGUCAAACCCCACGUUCAAGGACUUGGAUUUCCUACAGGACAUGCACGAGGGACUGUAUUUUGAUAUAGACACCUACAACGCGCUGAUGAAAACGCUCCAGAGAGACUGCCGGGUGCUGGAGAGCUUCAAGAUCAUGGACUAUAGCCUUCUGCUGGGAAUCCACAUCUUGGACCAUUCCCUCAGAGACAAAGAGGAGGAUGCCUCACAAAAUGUGCCUGAUGCUAAGCGGCCAGCGAUGCAGAAGGUCCUCUACUCAACAGCGAUGGAAUCCAUCCAGGGUUCAGGGAAAUCGGGAGAUGGGAUCAUCACGGAGAACCCAGACACGAUGGGAGGUAUCCCAGCUAAAAGCCAUAAAGGAGAAAAGCUGCUUUUGUUUAUGGGCAUCAUUGAUAUCCUACAGUCAUAUAGGUUAAUGAAGAAGCUGGAACAUUCCUGGAAAGCCCUUGUUUAUGAUGGGGACACUGUUUCAGUUCACAGACCAAGUUUUUAUGCAGACAGGUUUCUCAAGUUUAUGAAUUCCAGAGUUUUCAAGAAAAUUCAAGCCUUGAAGGCCUCACCUUCUAAGAAAAGGUGCAAUUCCAUUGCCGCUCUGAAGGCAACCUCACAGGAGAUAGUGUCUUCCAUCAGCCAGGAAUGGAAGGAUGAGAAGAGCGACUUGCUGACCGAAGGGCAGAGUUUCAGCAGCCUUGACGAAGAAGCGCUAGGAUCCCGACACCGCCCAGACCUGGUGCCCAGCACCCCAUCGCUGUUUGAAGCUGCUUCCUUGGCGACCACGAUUUCAUCCUCUUCCUUGUACGCCAACGAACAUUAUCCACAGGACAGGACUACGCUUUAUUCAAACAGCAAAGGGUUGCCUUCCAGUUCAACAUUUACCUUGGAGGAGGGGAACGUCUAUCUAACCUCUGAGACAGACACGCUGGAAACGCAGGAUGAUAAUGCCUCAGUGCUUGAUGUCUACUUGUAAGCAAACACGGUGACCACCUAAGCAGAUGGUGACAGGCGUACACAGCGUGGGAGAGAAGUGUCUCCACUCCAGAAUCCCCACAGGAACUGGGCCUAGCCCACCUCCCACAGGGUCCUACUCAGCUGGAGUGACAAGUUGUGAGAUGGCAGGGGAGCCGUGCCCCUGGGAUGGUCAGCCUAUGGGAUGUGUAGAGACCACACAACUUGCUGUUGUUUGCUGGACUGUGAAGAACUGCAUGAACUAUGUCUAUCUAAGCUGCUUUCUAUACCAUUGCCAAUUACCUUUUUUUGGACUUGGAAGUACUAUUUUCUUAUUGACUCUUGUGUUAUUUCAUUUUGCAUGUAGCCAGUGAUUAUACAUAAGCACCAUAGGUAAUCUGCUUAUUUUUUUUUAAACAGAUCCAUCCAUGCAAAAUGGUGAAUAAAGUGUAGAUUCUGUUUUUUUUUUUUUUUUGCCAAAUUAAAAUCAUAGCCCAUGUCAUUGAAAUCUUAAACUGGUUUCCUAUAAAGAUCAGUGUCAUAUUCUGCAUAUACUUUAUAGAAAGCUACCUUCUAUAAAGAUGUUUUCACUGUUUACUAGUGAAAUGAGCAAAACAAAGUUAUUUAUCAAAGGCCUUAUGUCCUGUACAUAUAUCGUCUUUGAAAUAUUUGUGAUUUAGUUUAUUGCCUGUAAAAGAGAAAUUAUAUAAUUUAUUCAGUAAAUACUACUGUAAACUAUAGUUUUAUUGAGAGAAAUAAAAUAUUUUAUUCUCAGUUGUGGUAGUACAUUGAUUC